UGAGGGGCGGGUGGGCUCUGCGCCGGAAGUGUCUUGCAGAUAGUAAAUAAGCCCCAAAAGGCCAAAGAAACGCUGUCUCCAUCUUGUCUGCACCCGCGGCUACUGCGACGUUGCGGAGAUGGGGAGCGUCCUGGGGCUGUGCUCCAUGGCGAGCUGGAUACCAUGUUUGUGUGGUAGUGCCCCAUGUUUGCUGUGCAGAUGCUGUCCUAGUGGAAACAACUCCACUGUAACUAGAUUGAUCUAUGCACUUUUCUUGCUUGUUGGAGUGUGUGUGGCUUGUGUAAUGUUGAUACCAGGAAUGGAAGAACAACUGAAUAAGAUUCCUGGAUUUUGUGAGAAUGAGAAAGGUGUCGUCCCUUGUAAUAUUCUGGUUGGCUAUAAAGCUGUAUACCGUUUGUGCUUUGGCUUGGCUAUGUUCUAUCUUCUCCUAUCUUUACUAAUGAUUAAGGUGAAGAGUAGCAGUGAUCCUAGAGCUGCAGUGCACAAUGGAUUUUGGUUCUUUAAAUUUGCUGCAGCAAUUGCAAUUAUUAUUGGGGCAUUCUUCAUUCCAGAAGGAACUUUUACAACUGUGUGGUUUUAUGUAGGUAUGGCAGGUGCCUUUUGCUUCAUCCUCAUACAGCUAGUCCUACUUAUUGAUUUUGCCCAUUCAUGGAAUGAAUCAUGGGUUGAAAAAAUGGAAGAAGGGAACUCGAGAUGUUGGUAUGCAGCCUUGUUAUCAGCUACAGCUCUGAAUUAUCUGCUGUCUUUAGUUGCUAUCGUCCUGUUCUUUGUCUACUACACUCAUCCAGCCAGUUGUUCAGAAAAUAAGGCGUUCAUCAGUGUCAACAUGCUCCUCUGCAUUGGUGCUUCUGUAAUGUCUAUACUGCCAAAAAUCCAAGAAUCACAACCAAGAUCUGGGUUGUUACAGUCUUCAGUAAUUACAGUCUACACAAUGUAUUUGACGUGGUCUGCUAUGACCAAUGAACCAGAAACAAAUUGCAACCCAAGUCUACUAAGCAUAAUUGGCUACAAUACAACAAGCACAAUCCCAAAGGAAGGUCAAUCAGUUCAGUGGUGGCAUGCUCAAGGAAUUAUAGGACUAAUCCUCUUUUUAUUGUGUGUGUUUUAUUCAAGCAUCCGUACUUCGAACAAUAGUCAGGUUAAUAAACUGACUCUAACAAGUGAUGAAUCAACAUUAAUAGAAGAUGGUGGAGCCAGAAGUGAUGGAUCACUGGAGGAUGGUGAUGAUGUUCAUCGAGCUGUAGAUAAUGAAAGGGAUGGUGUCACUUACAGUUACUCCUUCUUUCAUUUCAUGCUUUUCCUGGCUUCACUUUAUAUCAUGAUGACCCUUACCAACUGGUACAGGUAUGAACCCUCUCGUGAGAUGAAAAGUCAGUGGACAGCUGUCUGGGUGAAAAUCUCUUCCAGUUGGAUUGGCAUCGUGCUAUAUGUUUGGACACUGGUGGCACCACUUGUUCUUACAAAUCGUGAUUUUGACUGAAUGGGACUUCUGGCAUGAAAGUCUCACUUUGAUCAUUACUCAUUUGAAAAAAAUAUUCCCAACUUUUGUAAAGUUGUGUGUGUACGAGCUUCCCAUGUUACUUCUCCAGUGUUGUUCUGGCAUGAAUUAGAUUUUACCGCUUGCCAAUUAUUAUUUUCUUGCCAAGUGCAUUGAUAAGUGAAUUAGAAUGAAUUGUAAAGGGAGAGUUUUAUGAGUAUGAUGUUAACAUUGUUAGGCUUAUCCUCUGCCCUGUAUCUGUGAAAUUAAGAGUGAAAACAAAACUACUUGACAGUUUGAGUUUAAAAUUGUGUUAGACCUUAAGCUGUUUCAGAAAGCAUAAAAGCAAAUAUAUGGCUGCCUUUUGAAAUAUUUGAUAUUUUGUCUUUCAGGAGACUGCAAAGAAGGUAGCUGUUGUAAAAUGUCAGUUGUCUGAAAAAUCUUUUAAGGUUUUUCCCUUGAUAUGAGAGUAAGGAACUUAUAACAUGAGUGUUUGCUGGACAGUAGUGUAGGUUUUAUGUAUGGAGGUUGAAGCACAGAGUCAUUAAAGACAGGCUGGUGGUGAUAGGUACUAAAUUGAAUACCCAGUGAGAUUAUAAUCUUCCUUGGGUAGAGACGACUUUCACUAAAAAAAUGAACUUUGUUUUGGUCAUUAUAAACCCAUGCAAAAGUUUGGGUUCAACAAAGAUACUAGGAACUGAAGGAUUUAGACAAGGUUAUGGAAAGGAUAAUCAUGAGUUAGAAGGAAGUUAUUGAAAGCCAUUUGAAAGUUUUGAAAAUCAAAGGUGGUAAAUUUUUGAAAGGGCAAGAAGAAACUGCAAAAUGCUAGACUUCAGUAGGUACUUAGAUAAAAUCUAAUCCAGUUCUCUCAUUUUAAAAAUGAAGAAAAUGAAGGUCAGACUUAAAUAGCUCAAUAGCUAAUUAGUGGCAAAGCUGGGAAAUUCCAAGUCUGCCAACAAUACCUAGCAUUCUCUGUGACAUUUAAAAAUAAUUUCUAUUCAAAAUACAUGCUUAAUUGAUUUUAUCAUUACUAGUGGAUAAUUUAUGUGAUGUGAAUUGCUGAUCUUCAGCAUGCCUUCUGCCCAUAAACUGAGGUCAGCAGAAUGAUGAAAUAUUUUAGAAUAAACUCCUGCUUACAGUACACUACAGUUUAAAAGAUGUUUAAAGUGCUUUUGUAUUUACUUCCAAGUAGCUGAAAUAUGUAGAUUAUUAGAAUCUUUCAACCUGAAAAUCAAGCAUUAUGACAGUAAACUUAGGUAGAAACUCUUAGUUAUUUGUUAUGUGUCAUUAGUGUCUAAUUAAGCUUUUGAAAUCUACAUUUGCUGCUUUAAAAGUAUUUAUUAAUACUUAAUAUAACAAUUCAACUUAUUCCGAAACCUUAUUGUGUGUGUUGAUAGUGUUCCACGAUUUUGAAUGGCUGUGUUUUAUCUCUAAAUAAAUAAAUUCAGAGAAAGUG
Messenger RNA from Microcebus murinus (gray mouse lemur), 2933 nucleotides. RefSeq names its product serine incorporator 1 (gene SERINC1). Gene Ontology annotation, cellular component: membrane. NCBI's taxonomy places the organism in Eukaryota, Metazoa, Chordata, Mammalia, Primates, Cheirogaleidae. The record is from RefSeq and is a predicted model, not a curated record.